Messenger RNA from Priceomyces carsonii, 1065 nucleotides. Its product is annotated as palmitoyltransferase. The coding region runs from base 1 to 1065 and encodes 354 amino acids. The transcript has a single exon. The record is from RefSeq and is a predicted model, not a curated record. Lineage: Eukaryota; Fungi; Ascomycota; Pichiomycetes; Serinales; Debaryomycetaceae. Gene Ontology annotation, molecular function: palmitoyltransferase activity.
AUGAUUUGGAUUUCUUAUAUACUAGCAAUUAAAGUCGAUCCAGGAAGCCCACCGAAGAAUUUUCAGCCCAAUCAUGGAGAAUGGAGAAGGUGGUGUAAAAUUUGUAAAAAUUACAAACCUGAAAGAACUCAUCACUGCAAGACAUGCAAAAAAUGCGUGUUGAAAAUGGAUCAUCAUUGUCCUUGGACUUACAGCUGUGUUGGUCAUCGAAAUGUUCCUCAUUUCAUGAGAUUCUUAAUUUGGGUUGUGUUCACUACGGGCUACACGCUAUUUGAACUAACCAAAAGAAUAGUUGAUUACUUUCAUAAUAGAGAACUUCCGUCUUAUCUAAUUGACAAGAAGGAAGUUGUUGCAGUGUUAGUGUUAUGGCCCCUUGAUUUCUUCGUGUUUUUAACUAUAACAUUACUUUUGAUAAGAUGCUUGAUCAAUCUUGUCUUUAGAGGAAUGACGCAGAUAGAAGUAUGGGAGAAAGAGCGCCUCGAGUCUCAAUUUCAUACUACUAGGUUCUGGAUUCGAUUACGGAGAAAUUACUUCAAAGUACAUGGCAAACAUAUGCCAAAACUUACAUCAUGGACCGCUGGUACAAACUACGUAGAGUUAGACAACAUCUCUUCUGACGAAGAAACAAAUAAUGAUAUCCAAGAUGACAUUGACGUUGAGAGCUCCAGCGAUGUGGUUCCGGAUAAUUUUACUAUAGACGACAUUGUUUUUCCAUACGAUAAUGGAAUAUGGUCGAAUGUAGUUUCUGCAUGUGGAUACCCUUGGAUGUGGCUCCUUCCUUGGGGAGGGCCAAGAACGAGUGGUUAUCAUUUCAUAAAAAACGAUCAGCUUGAAGAUCAACUUGACCUUCCCUGGCCUCCAGAUGGGGGAGAUCAGGGAGAAGUCGAAGAGCAAAGCUCAUCCGCUCAGCCAGGAAACUACAGGGAUAAGAGGUCUAGGCUAAAACGAACUGAAUGGUUCAAUGACAUGGGUGAGUCUCUAGCUGACUUUGGGGUAGAUUUGGAUGCGGAGGAUGAAGACAACGAUGAUAUUGUUCAGCCCUCCAGAUCCAGAUCCAGCUCUUAA